CCUUUGCGUAAAAGAAAAAUCCCCUGACUCGUCUCCUCCGCUCCUUGCACGGUUGCGCCAUCUCGUGGCUGAACAGGAGAGGGGCGCCGGUCUCCAUCUGGCGAGCACAGGAGGGGAUCCUGAACGGUCAGGAUCAUCUCUGCUUAAAAUCCAACGCUGAGGAUCGUCUCCACCGCGCCCUCUUCUCCGCCCCCUCUCUCUCGCUCUCACGCGCCGCCGCCCCUCCCCAACCCCGACCUACGCCCAAACCCCCGUCUACCUUAAUCUCUCCCUCUCACGCUGCGCCACCGCCGUCGACGCCGCCCUCGACUGCCGCCGCUCCGCCGUCGUCGCAACCGUCGUCUCGCCGCCACCUAUCCCCGCCGCCGGCUCGCCCUCAACCGAUCCCCAUCGCCGUCGUCGCAUCCGUCGCCCUCAACCGAUCCGCCGUCGCAUGCCGCAUCAUCGCCGUCGCGCGCCGUCGACCCCCUGUCCGCCCCUCCUGACCUGAUAGAGAAAUCCGCCUCCCCAAUCCCCCCGCGCCCCGCUCCACAGUCCCGCAUCGCCCCCCGCCCCCUUCCUCGCUCUCGCUCUCCAAACCCUAACCCUAACCCCAACCCUGGUCGUCUCGGAGCAUCUAGCACCGGAUCCCGCGGUCCCCUCACCAUCUUCGCUUGCGAUCUCACUGGUCGCGCCUCUAUUCACGGCCACUGCGGACCGCUCCCCUCCAACCGGAACAGCAGCAUCGCCAUCGGCGACGGGAGCAGGAUCCCCAUCUGGAUCAGCGGUAAACAAGCCACUGUGUGAGGGACGACGCUGCAGCUGCUGAGGUCCUGUCACUGUCUCUCCGUCUCCAUCUCGUUGCCACCUCUGCCACCUUUGUGCUGAAGUAGAUUUUAUCAUCUGAAUCAAGUUUAGAUUUGUACAAUAUCUGCACAAAUGGAAUUGGGGGACAAGGCAGUAGGCUUUAUUUUAACCUUGACAAGUCUAUCCAUCUUUACAUACUAUACUUUCUGGGUCAUCAUCCUGCCAUUUGUUGACAGUGAUCACUUCGUCCACAAGUACUUUCUGCCUCAAGAGUAUGCUAUUUUGAUCCCAGUGCUUGCUGGCGUGAUUCUCCUAUCUUUCUUAAGCGUGUUCAUGGGUCUUGUUAUGCUCAAGUCAAAGAAAAAGAAGAAGACCACUUGAUUGAAUUUAACCAUAUUUGUUUAUUGAUUACGAUUGCAAGCUCUAUACAAGAAAGCAGGUUUUGCAUAUGAUUCCGUUCUAUGUAGUGGUUUUUGCAUGUAAGUCGUAGUUUCAGCUUUAUUAUUAUUAUUUCAUUUUUGCUGUUGGGUUGUGAACUAAACUUAAAGUGCAUGUUUAUAUCUUCAUGGCUAAUUUCAGCUGGACAGUCC
Oryza sativa Japonica Group (Japanese rice) is the source of this 1376-nucleotide messenger RNA. Its product is annotated as dolichol-phosphate mannose synthase subunit 2. Gene Ontology annotation, biological process: GPI anchor biosynthetic process. Gene Ontology annotation, cellular component: endoplasmic reticulum membrane; dolichol-phosphate-mannose synthase complex. Lineage: Eukaryota; Viridiplantae; Streptophyta; Magnoliopsida; Poales; Poaceae. The record is from RefSeq and is a predicted model, not a curated record. Gene Ontology annotation, molecular function: enzyme regulator activity.